UGUGAAGUCUCAAAGCAAACAAUUUCAAGAUUCCCAAAAAAAAUAAUUUUUAAAAAAAUCCUUCUCCUUCUUUUUCGAUCUCUUCAAUGGCGACAGGGAAAAGCUACUACGCGAGACCAAGCUACCGCUUCCUCGCCACCGAUCAGCCCUACCACGCCGCCGAUUCCGGAUUCGAAUUCGAAGAAUCCGAUCUGUACUUCGCCGGAUCCGACCUCUCAGACUCGCCGGAGCUCCGACGGAAGCUCUACACCUCCGGAAAAAUACCGUCAACUCGUUCUUCGUCGGCGGCGGUGACGGUUACCGGUUCGGCGUCGUCGCUCCCGGUGAACGUGCCGGACUGGUCGAAGAUCCUGCGAGAGGACAACCGCCGGAGAAUCAGAGAUUACGACGACGGAGACGGCGUAGAUUGGUCGGAAUCCGGAGGAGGACGCUUGCCGCCGCACGAGUUCCUGGCGAGGACGAGGAUGGCGUCGUCGUCGGUGCACGAAGGUGUGGGUAGGACAUUGAAAGGGAGGGAUCUUAGUAGGAUCAGAAAUGCAAUUUUUGAAAAAAUAGGGUUCCAGGAUUAAUAUUUCUUAAAUUUGAAGCCCCUCUUUUGAUUUUUGUUUUCCUUUCUCAUGUUACAAAUAACUGUUGGGGAUGAGGCGUGUAUAUUUUCCGAAUCACCCUACUUUUUUUUAUUAUUUUCAGAAAAUAUUACCAUGUAUUUCUUUUUGACGCGAGGUUGUAUCCUAAUUCACGUAUGAGAAAUAUAUAUAACUUAAAUUUACGUAA
Messenger RNA from Tarenaya hassleriana, 774 nucleotides. RefSeq lists its product as uncharacterized. Lineage: Eukaryota; Viridiplantae; Streptophyta; Magnoliopsida; Brassicales; Cleomaceae. The transcript has a single exon. Bases 87 to 569 code for a protein of 160 amino acids. The record is from RefSeq and is a predicted model, not a curated record.